AUGUCUUCCAGCCCUGUCACCCCCGACAACCAGGCCCUCGUCCUCGCCUCGAGCGCUCGCCGAGGCAGCACCCGCUCUGUGUCGGCCGCUCAUCUCCUCGUGGAGUUUGAGCAGUGGAGCCGUGUCCAGGCGGGCAGUGGCAACAACCAGAGCCUCGGUCCCUUUGAAGGCGAGGAUGGUCUUCCCAUCCGCGUCAUGAAGGAGCUCAUGAGGCUUCUUGAGAAGAGCCUUGGAUUUCUCCCCACCGGAGACACUUUGCAGGAGUUCCUCAGCGAGAUCUUUGCCAAUGGCUGGACCUCGACCACCCUCAACGUGCUCCCACCGCACCCCAGCGUGGUGCCCAUCAUCGACCGUGUCCUGACCAGCACGGUCAUGGAGGACGUCGGCGAGGUCACCGACCGCCACGGCAAUGUUAUCAAGGUGUACCCGCGCGCGUACCUUGACAUUGUCAAGAAUGUCCGCCUCGAGUUUGCCGCGCCCAACGGCAUCUCUCUUGACAACGACACCCUCACCACCAUGGAAUGGAAGACGGACGGAAACGUCACUCGCCGUCUCCGCCAGACCGCCAUCGAUCUGUACGACCAGAUUGCGGCCAUUGUCGUCAAACACAACCGCGAGAGAGUUAUCCGCACGGCUCGCAUGCUCCUCAAGGAGUACACCGAGCAUGGCUUCCGCGAUCUUACCGACGAGGAGCUCCGUUUCGCCAACUCCCGAGACAUGAUCUGGACCGAGUGCCCCAUGCUCUGGCUUGCUUUGACCGGCGGAGACCAGGUAGGCAACUUGGCCCGCGCCAACGUCAUCAUUCAAACCGGCAAUAUUAAGGGUGAGUCUGAAUAG
This is a messenger RNA of Purpureocillium takamizusanense, 837 nucleotides long. RefSeq lists its product as uncharacterized. The record is from RefSeq and is a predicted model, not a curated record. Bases 1 to 837 code for a protein of 278 amino acids. The transcript is spliced from 2 exons. Lineage: Eukaryota; Fungi; Ascomycota; Sordariomycetes; Hypocreales; Ophiocordycipitaceae.